Messenger RNA from Phycodurus eques (leafy seadragon), 4799 nucleotides. RefSeq names its product protocadherin alpha-C2-like. The record is from RefSeq and is a predicted model, not a curated record. Gene Ontology annotation, cellular component: plasma membrane. Gene Ontology annotation, molecular function: calcium ion binding. NCBI's taxonomy places the organism in Eukaryota, Metazoa, Chordata, Actinopteri, Syngnathiformes, Syngnathidae. Gene Ontology annotation, biological process: homophilic cell-cell adhesion. Bases 430 to 2862 code for a protein of 810 amino acids. The transcript is spliced from 3 exons.
GAGCACAUUAUAAUGUUACUUUUGGGAUGCAAUUUUUCAGCAUUCUGAAGUUUAAUCGUUAAAAUGAACUUUAGAUAAAGAGUGGAUCUGAAAACAUUUCGUUAUUUCUUCAUGAAAAAUAGUCAAAUGACUCAGUCGACUUUUGAAAAGUACAAAUAUGACUAUCACUUGUUUUUGAAAAUGUUGUACGGACUCAUAAGAAACGAAUUUCGUCGCUGCUGUCCACAAAAUGUCACACACCGGUGAGGUCACCGGUUUCGCGAGGUCUCAUUGGAGGAGGAUCAGACAGACGCGCCAAUAGUGAGACGUCACUCGGCCAAACGAGUGAAGAAGAAAAAAAUACCGAACGCGUUUUAUGACCUCCGUCGUUGUGCGUCUUCGUGUGACAGGAGAGCGACUCGUCCACCCUUCGCCGCGUUGAAAGGAUUUAUGAUCAAGAUGACGCGCCGCUUCUGUAAGUUAGUCGCCACGCGCCCAGUGGCCACGCUUGUCUUUCUCUGCGCAUUCGUGGACGCGGUGUCGCCUGUCACCCACUACUCCGUGCCCGAAGAAAUGGAGGAAGGUUCCGUCGUCGCACAUUUGGCGUCCGAUUUGGGCUUAGACGCGAGGACGCUGCACAAGCGGAAAAUGCGCAUCGACGUGGUCGCAAAUAAAAAAUAUCUUGAGAUCAACAAGGACACGGGGGAGCUGUUUAUUUUGGAGAGAGUAGAUAGGGAGGAGUUAUUGUGUCCUCUAAAAACGACCACGUCCUGUUUUCUGAAAUUGGACGCAGCGAUUGAAGAUCCAAUUCGCAUGUUUAACAUUGAAGUGGAAAUCACGGACAUUAAUGAUAACGCUCCUCAUUUUCGACGAGGCACCAUGCAUUUGGACAUAUCCGAGUCGAGCCCGGUUGGAGAGAGAUUCUCCCUGAAUAAUGCGGUGGACCCAGACGUCGGCGUCAAUUCGGUGCAGGACUACCACCUGAGCUCCAGCCAACAUUUUAACAUCGAAAUUCAGACGGGCAGAGACGGCUCCAAGUUCGCCGAUUUGAUUUUGACAAAGGUGCUGGACAGAGAGCAGCAGGCUGAGCAUCAUCUCAUCCUCACUGCUGUGGACGGUGGCGUGCCCACGCGCACGGGCACGGCCAGCAUCAUCGUUCGAGUCCUGGACGUCAAUGACAACGCCCCAUCAUUUGAACACGGCAAAUACUUUGUGGAAGUGAUGGAGAAUUCCCCGAUUGGCAGUCUGCUCAUUCAGUUGAACGCCACCGACUUCGACGAAGGCUCCAAUUCGGAUGUAUUUUAUUCUUACAGUUUGUACACGUCCGAGAGAACGCAAAAUGUGUUUAAUUUGAAUCGGGAAAAUGGGGAAAUCAGAGUGAAGGAGAUGAUUAAUUAUGAGGACUUAAAAAUGUUUGAAAUGGAAGUCAUUGCAAGUGAUAAGGGGCGAAAAUCGUUAUCUGGUCAAUGUAAAGUGACGAUACGGGUGACAGACAUGAAUGACAACCACCCCGAAAUAUCGAUAAAGUCUUUCCGAAGUCCGGUCAGUGAGAAUAUCGCCGUGGACACGGUGAUAGCAGUGGUCAGCGUGAGCGAUAAGGACUCGGGCGACAACGGACUGGUGGAUCUGCACAUUCCACCAGAUACGCCUUUCCGACUGAGGGAGUCCUCCGACGACUAUUACCAGUUAGUGGUUUCGGAGCCCUUGGACCGCGAGAAGGUUCCGGAAUACGACAUCACCUUCACGGUGACCGACAGAGGCUCGCCCCCGUUAAGCGACAACGAAACCGUGACCUUACAGCUGCUGGACGUGAACGACAACGUGCCGCACUUCCCUCGGUCCUUCUACAGCAUCCGCGUGCCGGAGAAUAACGCUCCCGGCGCCUUGCUCACGUCCCUCAGCGCCUUCGACCCCGACCUCCACGAGAACCAGUACCUGGUUUACUUCAUUGUGGAGAAGGAGAUCGCCAACACCUCCAUGUCCAUGCUGUUCUCCAUCAACCCGGAGAACGGCAACCUUUACGCGCUCAAGACCUUCGACUACGAGAUGGAGAAGGACUUUCUUUUCCACGUCGAGGCCAGAGACUCGGGUUCGCCUCCGCUCAGCAGCAACGCGAGCGUCCGCGUGGCGGUGGCCGAUCAGAACGACAACGCUCCGGUCAUCGUGUCUCCGUGGCGGGCGCACGGCUCGGCGGUGGAGGAGAAGAUCCCCAGAUCCACGGAUAAAGGCUCUCUGGUGGCCAAGGUGAUCGCCUUGGAUGUGGAUUCCGUGCACAACUCGCGCAUCACCUACCAGUUCCUGCAGGUGAGCGACGCCUCCUUGUUCAGUCUGGACCAGUACAACGGCGAGAUCCGCACCACCAGGAUGUUCAGUUACAAAGACUGGCGCCACCAGAGACUGGUGGUGGUCGCCAAGGACAACGGGGAGCCCGCUCUCUCCGCCACGGUCACCAUCAAGCUGUCCACGGUGGAAACGGCCGCCAAGGCCUACUCGGACGGCGGCGGGGCGCCCCCGGAAUACGACAUCUUCUCCGACCUCAACCUGUAUUUGCUCAUCGGUCUGGGCUCGGUGUCCUUCCUGCUGCUCAUCACCAUCUCGGUCACCGUCGUGCUCAAGUGUCAGAAGGUCGAGCCCGGCAAUAUGGCUCCUCCGUGCAGGAACAGCGUGAUCAGCGAGAGGAACUCCACCGUGGCGGAUUCCACUCUGGUGUCCAACGACGCCUACUGGUACAGUCUGUUUCUAGCCGAGACCAGGAAAGGAAAGCUGGUGGUCAGGCAGCCCGCGCCCAAGGGCUCCAGAUACUUCGUGUCCAGUAUUCCCAGGAGCGCGGCCGGGUCCGCCACCAGCGACUCCGCCCCUUCCACCUUGCAGUAUCCGAAAUGAGGGAAGUCCACUCUGCAGCUUGGAGGCGUCCACGACCCGCAGCACUCGAUCCACAUAAGGCCAGAACUCCCCCAGCUGCAUAUGGGACCAAUCCUGAUGGGAGAGCUCCGGAGGGAAAGCGGGAACGCUGAAUUGAGAUCACGCUCUCGCCCGGUUCCUCAUAAUCGAGACCCAAGUGAAUUUUGUGGUUGGUUGAGGAACUAACACCCCCUUCCUCUCGCUACAACCUCUUCUAUCUAUUCUUUAAGCACAUAAAAAGCCAAUCUAAGCCUUUUUCUUUUUAAAUCUUUUUUUUUUUUUUUUUUUUUUUUUUUUUCCCGUGUGCACGGUAUGACUGCAUGGCUUCAACCACUCUUCAUUCCCCAGAGAGAGGGAAAAAAAAAAAAAAAAAAAGUUACAAGAGAUGUUAUUUGCCAAGAAACAGACUGGAACAUGUGGAUAGUCAACGAAGCCAAAAGAAGGGGCCAACGGAAUGUUGGAAUCGCCUGCACGAGACUGUCUUGCCUCUUGAAAAGGAACCCUCGUUAUGUGGACAGUAUUUUACUUUUGUAUCAACUUUGUCUUUCUCAUUUUCUGCAUUCAUGAAAGUGGAAAUGACACAGUUUACUAGAUGUCUCAAAGCAACAACUUUUUUUUUAUUUUUAAAAAGGAUGGAAGCGGUGUUGGAUUUUAUAAACUGUGAUACGAAGUUUUGUAAACGACAUUGCGAGCGAGGCACAAUGUUCGCAAUGAUGAAUGAGUGGGCAGAACGAUUCGACUGACUGAUUUAUUUGGAUGACUUCAAAUAUUUGAGGUGAAAGUAAUAACCUGUUACCACACUUGCUGCCAAGUCCAAACUGCUUUGAAAUAAUGGCCAAAUAAUAAUAAUAAUAAUAAUAAAAAGUACAUUCAGCCCAUGUACAUUCCAAUGGUGAAAAGAGGCCACUUUACAUGAAAUGCCGUGUCUACUUUUUUACUUUAAAAUGAUCUCAUGUUAGCAACUGGGGUCGUUCUAGUUUGACGAACACAAAAAGGCGAGGCCUUUAGUCCACGUUCACCUGCUCUCACUUGUUUUGAAUGAAAUAACAAUAAUAGUUUGAGGUUGUGUACAGUUCAUUUUCGCUAUGAUCCACGUUUAUCGUCACAGAGCGAGAGAGUAGAAGUGCGCGGCAAACAGAAAAGAAGGGGAAGGGGACAAUUGUGUACAUGCGGUGUCACGCUUAUCCCUUCUUCUGUUCGACAACACUUGUGCGCUCGGAUGUAAAUGACUGAAGAUGGUACAGACUCUCAUUGUAGAUACCACAAAAUAUUUAUCAUAUUGUUUACUCCCCCUCAUUAAGAAGACAAACAGCGGAUGCCCCUUAAUAUCAACGUCAAUGUCACGUUGUGUAACAGUGUGCAAUAUGAGAUACAAAAUGUUCACAGCACUGGAAUGGUUUUAUUUUUGCGCGCAGGUGUAUCACUGACAACUUGAAGUGCAACACAACACGCGAGUACACACACGUGAAGGUACGACUGCAAAUUAGGACGCGCGUGUUCUCCGAACGCAGUCAUGAUGCUGAAGUUAUUCUUCCACUUUUGUGCUGAAUAUAAAUGUCGAUAUUCGAGACUGCAAUCAACGACGAGGACACGUUUGACUUUAAGGUGCCAUGAACUCCAAUUCGUAAAUAGAGUACUCAGAAGAAAAUACAGCCGACGAAACGCCUUUGAUCCUAAGUAUUUUAAUGCCGCUUCAAUAAUGCUGUCAUAACUUCUGUGCAGUGCCAAUACAACAUACAGUAAAUAUUCAAUCUAUCGUACAGUAAAAGCUUUAGCACAGCUCACAUUGCAUUACAUGUUUAAAGUUGUGAUGUUUUACAGGCAAAUGUAUAAAAUCAGUGCAUUUGUACAGUGGUGCUUUGACAGUGAAAUAUAUACUUGUGCGCGUGUGUGUAACGUCAUCUUGAAUAAAAACACAA